Molecule: messenger RNA, 1411 nt
Organism: Emiliania huxleyi CCMP1516
Lineage: Eukaryota; Haptophyta; Isochrysidales; Noelaerhabdaceae
Exons: 4
Coding region: 1-1236 (411 amino acids)
Biological process (GO): protein homooligomerization
Molecular function (GO): peptidyl-prolyl cis-trans isomerase activity; protein binding
Source: RefSeq, a predicted model, not a curated record
AUGGCAAGUCCGGCGCUCGACCUCGAUGCGCUCCAGCGCGCCGUGGACGGGCUGCGCACGCAGCAGGAGAGCGUGCAGCGGGAGCGCGCGGAGCUGCAGAGCAUGAAGGCCACCGUUGAGGAGAACCUCGCCCAGUUCAAGCAACGUGUCAAGCUCAACGUUGGAGGGAGCAAGUUUGAGACGACCUUGACCACGUUGACCAGGUACCCGGAAUCCAUGCUCGGGGCCAUGUUCUCCGGCAGGCAUGAGGUGCCCCCGGAUGAUGAAGGCUAUGUCUUCAUCGACCGAGACGGCAAGCAGUUUGGCACCAUCCUCAACUUCCUACGUACUGGAACCCUUGACGUGCCAUCGUCCACGAAGGCUGCCACUGAGCUGAAGCGCGAGAUGGAGUACUAUCAACUGCCAUUCGAUGGCUGCUCAAACCACGAAGACACUGACACGCCGAUAGUUGAGACAGUGCUUACUCAAGCAGCAGCAACCAAUUACCAUUUGCAGCCACUGGACAUGCGGGCCCACACUGCAAAGGUGCAAGAGAAGCUGCAGGCGAACCCUCGACUCAGAAUAGUCGCCAACAAUGUUUCAAAAGAUGCCCCCCCCUCACUUCAUACCGAAGAGCUGCUGCGUCUGGUGCGACCCAACUUCGCAUCCAAGCCCCUGGAGUUCGGCGCCUUUCGCGCCUUUUCUCGCGCGGAGCUGAAGCCUCUGCCAAAGUCGGCGACCAUCCUCCAGCGUGUCGUCCACGCGCUGCGCGCUCGCGGCGGAGCUUCCUCCGCUCCGGCGAUCGUCAAGGCGGUUGCGGAGGGCGGCUACACGGACGGCGCCAAGGUGCGCAAGGCGAUCAAGGCGGGCGUCACGGCGGGGGCGCUGCAGACGAGUGCCGAGUCGGCCGCAAAGUUCUGGGUCGGCGGCGAGCCAAUCCCAGAGGCGGCGGCCGGUCCGGCGGUGGCCACCGAGGAGCUCUCGCCGGGAGACGCUGGCGGGUCGCCCGUGGCGAAGGGAGACGCGGUCGCGAUCGACUACACGCUGUCGCUCCUCGCGACGGGCGAGAAGGUCGAGGCGGGCAAGAAGUUUUGCUUCACGGUCGGUGGCGGCGACGUGAUCAAGGACAUGCGCCGAGUAGGGCUAGACACAGUGCCGUGGCAGCUCGGGUACGGCAAGCGCGGCAGCGGGCCCGGGGUGCCGCCGUGCUCGGACCUCGUCUUCCGCAUCAAGCUCGUGCGGCACGAGGUCGGGUGAGCCCGAGGGGCGCGAUGUGGCGGGCGCGAUGGUGCCGCGUACCGUAUCUCCAAUAACGCCGAGAGGUUCUCGGAGUUCUCUCUAUCAUGUCAGCAGUCCGGCCGUGACGGGCCGACGGGCGACGGCGACGUGCAAUAUUAUCAUUUUCUCGACUCUUUCGCUCGCAAUUGCAUAA